AAACACGUUCUCUCUCCUCUCUCUCACACACAUUCUAGUGUCAUUUUCUCACAUAUACUUCACACAAAAGAAACAACCGUUCACUACAUACUACCUUGUCAUUAAUUUUCUCUCUCUAUAUCUCAAAAACUUUGCAAAAUCAACUAAGCCUCAAAACAAUAGAAACGACAUUCUCAAUAAAACCCAGAACUCUCCUCCUCUUUUAUUUUAUCCUCUCUACCAACAAUAAAAUAAAAAAGGAUAUAUAGUUUCUUCCUUCUAUGUCCUGAUUUAAGAAAACAAGAACUAGGGUUCAUAUCUCUAGGAACCGACUGAAGAAUCUCUUCAAGAAGAAGAAGAAGUUAAAGCUCUCUUCCAUGGAGCUUUUUCCUGCUCAACCCGAUUUAUCCUUACAAAUUAGUCCUCCAAACAGCAAACCAUCAUCGACGUGGCAGAGAAGAAGAUCAACACCAGAUCAAGAAGAACAUGGGGAACUCGAUUUAGGGUUUUGGAGAAGAGCUCUUGAUUCAAGAACAUCUUCUCUCGUCUCUAGUAAUUCCAGCUCAAAAACAACCAAUAACCAUCAUCAUCCACUCGGAGACCUCUCCCUCUCUAACAACUCUCAUCAACAUCAACAACAACAUCAGCAUCCACUCCUUCUCCCUAAUUGCAAUGGCUCUAACAUCUUGACCUCUUUCCAGUUUCAGACACAACAACAACAAGGGUUUCUUGCUCAUGACCUUAAUACUCACUUACGGCCAAUAAGAGGAAUCCCUCUAUACCAAAACCAUCAUCCACAUCAUCAUCACCGGCCGCCGCCGCCGUAUUUCCCUUUUGAUCCGUCGUCUCUAAUUCCCUCUUCUUCAGUGACUCCCACGGCAACCAACAAUAGCUUUGGUACUAGUAGCGUUAGUAACUCCGGUUUAAUUACAAACCCUAAUUACCAUAAUCAUCAACAUCAUCAUCAUCAGACUCUGAACAGAGCGAGAUUCAUGCCGAGAUUCCCAGCUAAACGAAGCAUGAGAGCUCCACGGAUGCGAUGGACAACUACUCUCCAUGCCCGUUUUGUUCACGCCGUUGAGUUGCUUGGUGGCCAUGAAAGAGCAACGCCUAAAUCAGUUCUUGAGCUUAUGGAUGUCAAAGAUCUCACCUUGGCUCAUGUUAAGUCCCAUUUACAGAUGUACAGAACAGUGAAGACAACCGACAAAGCAGCAGCUUCGUCAGGACAAUCUGAUGUCUAUGAAAAUGGAUCUUCAGGAGAUAAUAACUCAGACGAUUGGAUGUUCGAUAUCAAUAGAAAAUCUAGAGAUAGCGAUGAACUGAUGAAUCCUCUAGAGAAAUCAAACGGUCUCUGGACCAAUUCUUCCGGAGAGGCACGUUUGCAUGGGAAGCUGAUCGAUAAUGUUGCAGAAAUUAUGCUACCUUCUGAGAAGGAAAUAGAUGGAAAGUGUUCAAGCUAUGAGAGGAUUUCAUCAGAGGAGAGGAGCUUGUCAAGUAUCUCCGGAACAAGCCCCUUCAAGCCUAAUCUUGAAUUUACUUUGGGUCGAUAUCACUAAGUGAUAGCUAGCUAGUAGUUAACUGGUAGUAAUUAGCUUCUAUUUUUGCGAGUGACUAGCCUCAAUAUUCAUAUCAAUUGAAUGUUUAUGUUUUAAGCUUAAAUUUCAAUGUCGCUCCGAAGGUCGAAAAACACUGCCUUGUUCUUUUUGUAUUGAGACGAGCUAGUGAAAGAAUCGAGCACCAGAUGCACAAAACAAAUGUUAAGUUUCUUUUUCAACUUUUAUAGUAUUAUUUUUAUUUAACAA
Brassica napus (rape) is the source of this 1781-nucleotide messenger RNA. Its product is annotated as probable transcription factor KAN2. The record is from RefSeq and is a predicted model, not a curated record. Gene Ontology annotation, molecular function: transcription cis-regulatory region binding. The coding region runs from base 357 to 1535 and encodes 392 amino acids. NCBI's taxonomy places the organism in Eukaryota, Viridiplantae, Streptophyta, Magnoliopsida, Brassicales, Brassicaceae. Gene Ontology annotation, biological process: abaxial cell fate specification; regulation of DNA-templated transcription. The transcript is spliced from 6 exons. Gene Ontology annotation, cellular component: nucleus.